Molecule: messenger RNA, 3336 nt
Organism: Penicillium coprophilum
Lineage: Eukaryota; Fungi; Ascomycota; Eurotiomycetes; Eurotiales; Aspergillaceae
Product: guanine nucleotide exchange factor
Exons: 2
Coding region: 1-3336 (1111 amino acids)
Biological process (GO): Ras protein signal transduction; positive regulation of GTPase activity
Cellular component (GO): plasma membrane
Molecular function (GO): guanyl-nucleotide exchange factor activity; protein binding
Source: RefSeq, a predicted model, not a curated record
AUGGAUGCAUUUGAGGACCCAAGGCCGGUGUUCCACAACUACCUGCGCGCUUUUUACCCUUUUCAUCCGGCCGGAAAUGUCUCUCCCUCGACCGUCACACUCCCUCUGGACCAGGGAGACAUUAUUUUGGUACACUCCGUUCACACCAAUGGCUGGGCCGAUGGUACACUGUUAGAUUCAGGAAAUCGAGGCUGGUUACCCACGAAUUACUGCGAAGCAUACGACCAGUUGCCUAUGCGUCCUUUGUUGAAGGCCCUGACCGACUUUUGGGAUAUCAUUCGAGGAGGAUGCGGAUCAUCGCUAAAAGAUUUUGGGAAUCAAGACUUGAUGAGAGGCCCUAUUGCUGGCGUGCGGUUCCUACUUGAGAAAUCAGAAUGUCUCACUCGAGAAUCUUCCUUGAUAAGGAGGUUCGAUGGGUUACGCAGAAUUAGGAAAGCUUUGCUAUCUGACUUGUCUUCGUUGGUGAAAACCGCGAAGAAAUUCCAGGAAAUUGCCAACGGGGUCCCGUCAGAAGACGAGGUUGAGGCAAUUUUGGAUGAGAUGCUUCUCAAGGCUUUCAAGAUUGUUACCCGAGGAGUUCGAUUCCUCGACGUGUGGAAUGAGGAGGUAGGCUUGGAUAGGACUAUUGCCGAGAUGGAUGGGCCCGGCGAGAGCCUGCCACAAUACAACAUGCCGCUGACUCCUGCCUCCGAGAGUUUCAGCCUCAGCGAGACCGACGGACCCGGUCGACCAGAGUCGCGGAUGGUGGAAUCUCGACUGGAGUCGCGGCGGAUGAGCCAUAGCCGCGGGAACAUGAGUCGGUCAUCGAUGCGCACUGAGAUGAUUGAUCACAGGCCGGCAUCCGUUGCCACGAAACGGGUCUCUGUAUCCCAUCGCAUGUCAGUCUCUGGUCCUUCCACUUCUAUCAAUGCCCAGAAUUUGGCAUCUGAGCGGCUUGGAACGACAUAUGAUACGUUCCUCGGCGUGCUUGGGUCAUUUAUCGGGCUUCAUAUGCAGUCCCGCUCCUCCACGGAGUUGGUUGUCACCACCCACCAGGCUGUCCAGUCGUGCAGGCAAUUGCUGAAUGUUGUUGAGGUAGUGUGUGAGCAUGGCACACACUGCAGCGUGUUUCUCGAACAGGCACGAGAGUCAAUGUGUGAGAAGCUAUCUGAGCUUGUUCACGCUGCACGCGACGUAUUCCGCCCCGCACACUUACCAGACGAUGAUCUUGUGUUCAUGCCAGACGAAGGAAAGCGGCUCGUGGAGGCUGCGACUGAAUGUGUAAGAGCCGCCGGAAACUGUUUGGCGAAGGCUCGCCUGGUGCUUGAGCAGAUCGGUGAUCUUGAGCUUGACCCCGAACACUACGAAGAGAGAGGACAGGACAUGUCUAGCAUGGACUCUUCACAAGAGGACUCUGAGACUCCGGUAGAACAGGAACGACAGGAGCUGUCACUUCGCCUUCCCCCACCUCCUCUUCACAUUCCUAGCACCACAUAUUCUCCCCCCACACCUGCUCUCACCGAUGCUACAACGCCUUCAUCCUCCCAGUCUCAUAUCACAAAUUCGCCAGCCAACAUUACUGCCCUUUCUUCCCUACCAAAUUCUGCCAUUCUCCCCACGCACCUGGAGAAUAUCUCUUCUUUUGACUCCGCCAGAACUAGCUAUCGGGAAAGUCACCCCAAGUCUGACGUGAGCGAAUCGUUUGGCCGUGGAAUUACAAGCAACGGAAGCAGCUUCACAUAUAACAGCUACGCACGUGACUCCGAAAUGAGUGGUCUCUCUCAAACCUCAACUCGGGCUACCUCGCCGGAUAUUGGGGGUAGCUUCCAGGGUAGCUUCAAGGUUCACUCACUGAAAGAAAGCCUAAGCUACUCGACCCUUGCCGAGGAGAAUGAAGAAACCGAGGCCAACAUCCUGGAAAGGACUUAUGCACACGAACUUAUCUACAAGGAAGGGUCCGUGAUGGGCGGCAGUCUCCGCGCUCUUAUUGAGAAGCUGACCGCUCACCAAUCCACCCCUGAUGUCAUGUUUGUCUCAACCUUCUACCUCACCUUCCGUCUCUUCGCCACCCCUCUUGAGUUUGCCGAGGCUCUCGCUGAACGCUUCGAGUACAUUGGAGACACACCACACGCUUCUGGACCUGUCCGUCUCCGUGUAUACAAUAUCUUCAAGGGUUGGCUUGAGUCCCACUGGCGCCAUGACCGUGACAACACAGCCCUUGACUUCAUCAUCAAUUUCGCAAACACACGACUUGUUGUCGAUCUCCCUACUGCUGGCAAGCGGUUGCUUGAUUUAGCCGGAAAGGUGUCUGCAGCUGGUGGCCCUCUUGUGCCUCGUUUAGUUUCUUCCAUUGGCAAGACCAAUACCUCGAUUGCUCAAUACAUUCACCCUGAUACUCCCUUACCUCCUCCCAUCCUUAGCAAGAAGGAGCACAACUUGCUCAAACAGUGGAAGAACGGUGAAGCCUCAAUCACGAUCCUUGACUUUGACCCACUUGAGCUCGCUCGUCAACUCACUAUCAAGGAAUCGCGAAUUUUCUGCUCAAUACUUCCCGAGGAACUCCUGGACACAGAAUGGGGCAAACAAACCGCCUCGUUGGCUGUAAAUGUUCGGGCCAUGUCAACCCUGUCGACCGAUCUUGCCCAUCUCGUUGCUGACUCCAUUCUGUACCUCGAGGAGCCCAAGAAGCGUGCUGCUACCAUCAAGCAUUGGGUCAAAAUCGCGAACAAGUGUCUUGAAUUGAACAACUACGAUUCCCUCAUGGCCAUCAUAUGCUCAUUGGACUUAUCUGUGAUCUCGCGACUCAAGAGGACUUGGGACAUCGUAUCUCAGAAGACCAAGACUGCUCUCGAACAGCUCCGCAGCAUAGUGGAUGUGUCUCGCAACUACGCAGUACUCCGUCAGCGUCUUCAGAACCAUGUACCCCCUUGUCUCCCAUUCGUGGGUACCUAUCUGACCGACCUCACCUUUGUCGACCACGGCAACCAAUCUCUCCGCACCCUUUCCACCAGUGACAGCGAAAUGGAUGUCAUCAACUUUGACAAGCAUAUGAAGACAGCGCGCAUUAUCAGCGAGUUCCAACGGUUCCAGAUCCCCUACCGUCUGACCGAAGUUCCGGAGCUACAGGCCUGGAUACAGAAUGAGUUCGUGCGCGUGCGCUCACACGGCGAAACGCCCACACAAACCUUUUACCGCCGCUCCCUGGUCCUUGAGCCCAGAGAAAGCUCACGCAGCGCAACCACUCUUCAGUCUCAGCCCGAGUCCAAUCCCUCCAUCCUCGACAAUGCCAAGGACAAGUUCGACUUCCUCUCAUGGACCAACCAGUCCAAGGUGAAGUCUGUCACGACACACGGAUAG